AUAUUUUCCUACUGUAUCCACGCCUAACGUUCUCGAAUUUCGCCCCGCGAUGGACGUAUCGAAUAUCCUAGCAUCGCAUGCUGCAAAAUAUCAAUCUGUCACAGUCGAGAAAGAGACACCUCUCGACGUAGACAUAGGCUUCCUAACCGUGACAGACCUCACCCCAAUUGACGAGGAUAGCUACAUAUCAAAUCUUGAAGAAUACCUACAAUCGACUGCUCGAGACGGCAUCCAAGCAUUGAUCGCAGCACUCUAUGGCUUGCCCACCCAGCCCUCACCAGACGGUCCACUUGCCCAACUUCCUACACCGACGACACAGCUUCCUCGCGCCAAACCCCUGCCGAAGCCCAAACCGCCGACGAAAUGGGAACGCUUCGCUGCUGCAAAGGGUAUCCAGAAGCGUGUGCGUGAAAAGAAGGUAUGGGAUGAAGAGCGACAGGAGUGGGUCAACCGCUGGGGCAAGGAUGGUAAAAAUAAGGAGAAGGAGGAGCAGUGGAUUCACGAAGUCAAGGCUGAUGCUCCCGUGGAUCAUGAUCCUGUCAAAGUCGCCCGUGAUGCACGCACAUCGAGAGUCGCAAAAAACGAACGACACCGACUCCAAAAUGUUGCUCGUUCACACACCGCUGCUGGUGAGCGGGAGGAACGUAAAAGGGAUAUCGAGAAGACUCUGGCUACUACUCGAAUAAGUACGGCAAGCAUGGGCAAAUUCGACAAGAAGCUUGACGGAGAGAAGAAACUGAGAGGCGUCAAGCGCAAGUUUGAUGCUGCAGAAACAUCUGUGGAGCAAGAAAAGCAGACAUCACUUGCAGUACUGUCGAAGUUGGAUAGUGAUGCAAAGAGAGCGAGAAAGGGGAAAGGUACAGGCGAUGAAGUUCUCAACGUACGGAAGGCAAUACGGAGCGUAAGCAAGGGCAAAGGUGGUGUGGCUCUCGCUCGGGAAGCCAACAGAAAAGGAGCCAAAGGCAAACGAGGCGGUAAACGUUAGCUAGUACGUGGGCCAGGCGACAUUGCAUAAUACUUCAAAGUGAUGCAAAUGUUUCGACAGAGGUGUUGGCACGUUAAAUAUUCUGACUUGGCACACGGCGGACGGUAGUUCGGCAAAUGUCCUGUAACUGUAUCUUUUCCUCGUGCACCGCCGGUAGUUCCGUUGUCCAGAUCGCGCACUACCCACCAGCGCGGCAUAUGCUCUGGCUAGGGGAGACUACCUGCCAGCCUACAAAAGUCAAAACAUUGUGAACAUCGCAUAUAUUCCACUGAAACUGUACGGUGACCCGUUG
Messenger RNA from Suillus paluster, 1277 nucleotides. RefSeq names its product ribosome biogenesis regulatory protein-domain-containing protein. Gene Ontology annotation, molecular function: protein binding. The transcript has 5 exons. Gene Ontology annotation, cellular component: nucleus; preribosome, large subunit precursor; nucleolus. The record is from RefSeq and is a predicted model, not a curated record. NCBI's taxonomy places the organism in Eukaryota, Fungi, Basidiomycota, Agaricomycetes, Boletales, Suillaceae. Gene Ontology annotation, biological process: ribosomal large subunit biogenesis; endonucleolytic cleavage in ITS1 to separate SSU-rRNA from 5.8S rRNA and LSU-rRNA from tricistronic rRNA transcript (SSU-rRNA, 5.8S rRNA, LSU-rRNA); ribosomal large subunit export from nucleus. Bases 50 to 985 code for a protein of 311 amino acids.